This is a messenger RNA of Aureobasidium subglaciale EXF-2481, 2292 nucleotides long. RefSeq lists its product as uncharacterized. The transcript is spliced from 3 exons. NCBI's taxonomy places the organism in Eukaryota, Fungi, Ascomycota, Dothideomycetes, Dothideales, Saccotheciaceae. The coding region runs from base 1 to 2292 and encodes 763 amino acids. The record is from RefSeq and is a predicted model, not a curated record. Gene Ontology annotation, biological process: carnitine metabolic process. Gene Ontology annotation, molecular function: carnitine O-acetyltransferase activity. Gene Ontology annotation, cellular component: mitochondrion.
AUGACUACUCAAGGUGUUACGUUUGCUUCUCAGGACAAGCUACCCAAGCUUCCCAUUCCGGACUUGGACAAGUCUUGCACGAAAUAUCUUGCAUCUCUCAGACCUCUACAAUCCGCUCGCGAGCAUGCAGAAACAGAAGCCGCUGUGCAGGACUUCCUCCGAUCCGAGGGUCCUGAACUUCAAGAGAAGCUCAAGAAGUAUGCCACGGGCAAGUCAAGUUACAUCGAACAAUUCUGGUACGACUCGUAUCUCAACUUUGACAAUCCUGUUGUCCUCAACCUCAAUCCCUUUUUCCUGCUCGAGGAUGAUCCGACUCCUGCCAGAAACAACCAAGUCACUCGCGCCGCCUCCCUCGUCAUUUCCGCCCUAUCUUUCGUCAGAGCAGUGAGAAAGGAAGAACUCGAGCCCGAUACCUUGAGAGGUCAGCCCCUGGAUAUGUACCAAUACUCACGUCUAUUCGGUACCGCUCGUAUUCCCACAGAACAUGGCUGUCAGAUUGGCCAAGAUCCCUCAUCUAAGCACAUUGUCGUUUUGGUGCGCGGCCAGUUCUACUGGUUCGAUGUCCUGGACGACAACAAUGACCUGAUAAUGACGGAGAAAGACAUCACUGUCAACCUCCAAGUCAUUGUCGACGAUGCACAGAACAUACCCAUCCAGGAGUUUGCGCGUAACGCUGUUGGUGUGCUGAGCACUGAGAAUCGAAAGAUUUGGUCCAGCCUUCGUGAUGUUCUCUCAAGAGACGAAGGUUCGAACAACUCUGAUAGUCUCAACAUUGUCGACUCUGCCCUCUUCAUCCUUUGUCUGGAUUAUACUGAGCCCAAGUCUGGUGCUGACCUCUGCAUGAACAUGCUUUGUGGUACAUCUCAGAUCGAGGACGGUCUACAAGUUGGUACAUGUACCAACCGCUGGUACGACAAGUUGCAGCUUAUUGUCUGCCAGAACGGCAGUGCUGGUAUCAACUUUGAGCACACUGGUGUCGACGGUCAUACAGUUUUGCGCUUCGCUUCCGACGUGUAUACCGACACUAUUCUGCGCUUUGCUCGCACCAUCAACGGCAAAGCACCCUCCUUGUGGGCAUCAGAUUCGCCAGAUCCCGCCAAGAGAGAUCCGAGCAGUUUCGGCGACGUCUCCACCACACCACAUAGGCUCGAGUGGGACAUGCUGCCUGAGAUAUCAACAGCUGUACGAUUUGCUGAGACACGUCUCGCUGACCUCAUCCAGCAGAACGAGUUUGCUACUCUCGAGUUCAUGCAGUAUGGCAAGAACUUCAUGACUAGUAUGGGCUUCUCUCCCGAUGCCUUUGUGCAGAUGGCUUUCCAAGCGGCCUACUAUGGACUGUAUGGAAGAAUGGAAUGCGUUUACGAGCCAGCCAUGACCAAAGUCUUCUACCAUGGUCGAACGGAAGCCAUCCGCCCUGUCACUGAUGAGUCGACUGAAUUUGUGAAACUCUUCUGGGGUGAUAAUCCACCCGCCAAGAAGGUAGAGGCGUUGCGUAAAGCAUGCCAGAAACACACCGAGAUUACAAAAGAAUGCGCAAAAGCUCAAGGACAGGAUAGACAUCUUUAUGCCUUAUUCUGCGUCUGGCAGCGCAUGAUCGACGGUGACGAGGAGAUUCUGAGUCAAACUGGUGACGGCAACGAUAGCAAUAACCAUGAUGGCAGUUCUUCUGAUGUUAUGAGCGACGAUGAAAGUUCUCGAGGCUCAAUAAAUCGUAUGCAAACCAAUACGGGUGCCAUGCCUUCCCUGUUCGGAGACAGUGGCUGGGACAGAUUGAAUACCACCAUCCUCUCAACAUCCAACUGUGGUAACCCGUCUCUACGACAGUUCGGAUUCGGACCCACCUCAGGCGACGGCUUCGGUAUCGGCUACAUCAUCAAAGACGGCAGCGUCAGUAUCUGCGCUUCCUCCAAGCACCGUCAGACCAAGCGUUACAUCGAUGCUAUCGAGAGCUACUUCCUAGAGAUGAGAAAGGUCUUGAGACAAACUCAGAGAAGAGGCACAAAUACCGAUAAACUUGCCAGUCGUGCACGAGAAGCCGAGGAAAUGAAGGCGAAGAUUAGACCUAAGAGUCAUAGGCUGAAGUCGCGCGGUAAGCCUGUUGAUGGUACUAGAACACCCGCUAUGGAAAGUGAGCAGGUCAGCGAUGAUGACGGCUUGGGAGGCUAUGGCUUCUUCGAUGCUGGAAUGUUGUUGCAGGCACUUAAGCAAGAGCAAAACGGUAGCAUUAAGCCUAGUCAAAAGGCGGCGGCGAGAAACAAGGUUGGCAAGAAAUUGCAAUUGACGGAUUACUAG